AUGGGGAAAGAGAAGGAUGGCAAGGGUGCCUUCCAAUUGAAGGUCCCCAAGGGAACCAAAGAUUGGGAUGGCAGAGACAUGGUCAUUCGCGACAAGAUCUUCAGUUCCAUCACCGACGUCUUCAAGCGGCACGGCGCCGUCACAAUUGAUACACCAGUCUUUGAAUUGAAGGAAAUCCUGUCAGGGAAAUACGGCGAGGACAGCAAACUCAUCUACGACCUCGCGGAUCAGGGUGGUGAGCUCUGCUCGCUGAGAUACGACUUGACGGUCCCCUUUGCGCGAUGGCUCGCCAUGAACUCGAGUGUGCAGAGCAUCAAGAGAUACCACAUCGCCAAGGUCUACCGACGGGAUCAGCCUGCGAUGACCAAAGGGCGCAUGCGGGAAUUCUACCAAUGCGACUUCGAUAUCGCCGGCGUCUACGAUCCUAUGCUCCCGGAUGCGGAAAUCAUUCGGAUCACGUGUGAGAUCUUCCAGUCGCUAGGAUGGGACGGUAAAUACACCAUAAAGAUCAACCACCGAAAAAUCCUUGAUGGCAUCUUCCAAGUCUGUGGGGUGCCGACAGACAAAAUCCGGACGAUUUCCUCGGCGGUGGACAAAUUGGACAAAUCACCUUGGGAGGAAGUCCGGAGAGAGAUGACCGAGGACAAAGGAUUGGACGCAGAGGUGGCCGACAAGAUCGGCGAGUACGUUGUGAAGAAGGGAGGGGAGGACCUGCUACAACAACUGCAAACAGACGAGAAGCUCUCAGCGAAUGAGUCGGCCAAGGCUGGUCUGGAUGACAUGGCGCUCCUCUUUACUUACCUCCGCUCCUUCGGCGUCCUGGAUCGUCUCUCGUUCGACAUGUCUUUGGCUCGCGGGCUGGAUUACUACACCGGUGUCAUUUACGAGGUCGUCACGGAAGGCUCCGCACCACAAAAAUCACAGAGCGGCGCAGCCAAGAAGGAAUCAUCCAAACCGAAGAAGCCCACCGACGGCGAGGAGGAUCGCUCCAACGAUCCUACCGUCGGCGUGGGCUCCGUCGCCGCUGGCGGGCGAUAUGACAACCUCGUCAGCAUGUUCAGCGGCAAGCAACAGAUCCCCUGUGUCGGCAUUUCCUUUGGCGUAGAUCGAAUCUUCAGCAUCACCAAGCAGCGUCUAGCAGCGGAGUCCACAUCCGCACCGAUCCGCACCAACGAGGUGGACGUCUACGUCAUGGCGUUUGGUGGCAAAGGUUUCGACGGUCUACUGCCGCAAAGAAUGGACGUCGCGCGGACGCUCUGGGACGCAGGCAUCAAAGCCGAAUUCAGCUGGAAAGUCAAGCCGAAACUCCCGCAGCAGUUCAAAGCCGCCGAGCAGAACGGCGUGCCUUUCGCUGUCAUCCUCGGGGAGGAGGAGCUCGCAGCUGGGCAAUGUAAGAUCAAGGAGAUGGGUCUGGCUGAGGGUCAUCCUGAGAAGGAUGGCGUCUUGGUUGAAUUGAACAACCUGGUCACGGAAGUCAAGCAGAGGGUGGCGAGGCUAUACCAGACCAAUAAUGUUGCCGCUGGAGUUGGUAGCGUCUCUCUUGAGGAGGCCCCUGCAGCUCCAGACCUUUGA
Messenger RNA from Dissoconium aciculare CBS 342.82, 1572 nucleotides. Its product is annotated as histidyl-tRNA synthetase. The transcript is spliced from 2 exons. The record is from RefSeq and is a predicted model, not a curated record. Gene Ontology annotation, molecular function: ATP binding; histidine-tRNA ligase activity. Gene Ontology annotation, biological process: histidyl-tRNA aminoacylation; mitochondrial translation. Lineage: Eukaryota; Fungi; Ascomycota; Dothideomycetes; Mycosphaerellales; Dissoconiaceae. Bases 1 to 1572 code for a protein of 523 amino acids. Gene Ontology annotation, cellular component: mitochondrion; cytoplasm.